AGUACUGCAAUUCGCUGCGAGAUCCAGGGCACCAAGUGACCAAGAGCACACAAUGGAAGAUAAGGCAUUAAGGUGUCUCCAAAACAAGAGCCCAAUAUUCACAUUAGGAAGUGUGGGGCCAUAUGACAUUCAAGUGAACAGUUUGAACACUUUAAUGAGGGAUGAGCAAGUUUCUGACGAGGUCAUGAAUUCCAUAUGUGAUAUCCUUAGCAAGGAUCGCCCAGGUGUUGUACAUAUCAAUUGUCAGGCCCUCACGAAAAUACUGGAUGGAUCUAAAAGGGCAAAGAGCCACUAUUUUCUCAAGAACAACAUUUUGGAAAGGGCAACAGAGGUGUUUGGAGUGUAUCUCGAGAAUGGCAAUCAUUGGAGCUUUUUUGUUGGCAAAAAAGAUGUUCCACCCAAUGUGCUGCAGCAGCCUAAAAAGGCAAAGACAAAGGUGAUGAUAUUCAGCACUUUAACAGAGGGAGAGGCGGAAGACCUUGCCAAGGGGUUUGGAAUGGCACUGACCAAACAUGUGCCAAAAGACCAACUACUUUCUGGGAUACCUGAAGAGGACAUCCCAGCAACACUGAGGACCAUUGAACAAAUGAAGCUUAAUGUGCAAAACCUUGGCCCUGAAUCAGAGCUGGAUUUGGCCACUCACCGCUUUGGACCUAAAGCAGCUGAUUUUUUAUUUUCCUUUUUAGAGGACUGUAUGAAAAAAACUCAGCACCCAUAAGGGGCACACAUAUACUAAUGUGGAAGUCACAUCAUACAAAUCAGUUCAGAUUUGUAAAUAAAAACAGGAAAGUUCAGAUUACUUGAUCAUAAUUUGAUUUUUAUUUCAUUCUAGACAAAUACAAAAUACAAAGUUUUAUUUUUGUGGUCAGUUUUAUAGUAAAUAUAUAUUGGAUUACUGAAGGUAACAGAGAUGUAUUAGAUAACAAAUACAAAGUUUGAUAAAAAUGGCAAAAAUAU
Molecule: messenger RNA, 957 nt
Organism: Carassius gibelio (silver crucian carp)
Lineage: Eukaryota; Metazoa; Chordata; Actinopteri; Cypriniformes; Cyprinidae
Exons: 8
Coding region: 53-718 (221 amino acids)
Source: RefSeq, a predicted model, not a curated record